Messenger RNA from Anneissia japonica, 1238 nucleotides. RefSeq lists its product as uncharacterized. The record is from RefSeq and is a predicted model, not a curated record. Gene Ontology annotation, molecular function: protein binding. NCBI's taxonomy places the organism in Eukaryota, Metazoa, Echinodermata, Crinoidea, Comatulida, Comatulidae. The transcript is spliced from 2 exons. Gene Ontology annotation, biological process: regulation of apoptotic process. Bases 30 to 566 code for a protein of 178 amino acids.
UGACAGAUUCGCAAUUCAAUGCACUUAAAAUGGAAGUCGCAAUGUGGUAUGACAACCACAAAUGUCUUACUAUGUUGAAAGUGUUGUUCAGAGAUCAUGUGGUCAAUGAGAGACUAUCAAAAAUAGAUAAGACAUUGGACUUGCUGAAUGAUUUAGUUAAACAUGGUCAUUUGAAUUCCAAGAAUCUUACAAUUCUGCAUGAUACCAUCAGCACAACUGAACAUUUUGGUCUUCAACAUAAGAUUAAAGUAUUACUACCGUCAUUCCCGGAUGUUAAGGAAGGAAACAUUUCCAAACAAUUCAGUCAUCACAGACAAAAACUAAUGAAGUUUGGAAUGAACCUGACUCCAGACAAUGUAACAAAAAUUGAUGGAUUGCUGAACGUGCCCCGUAAGGAGUAUACCGAUGGCUGGAGUAUGAUCACUGAUCUAGAAGACAGACAGAUAAUCAGCGAAAAGAAUAUGAAAGAAUUCACUGAUUCAUUAAGAAGCCUUGAAAUCCAUCCAGCAUUGAAUGCACUACAAGAUGAGCUUGAAGGUAUUGAAACAAGCGAUAUUAAGGAGUAACUUGACACGACAUGGGAUUGCACAACAGAGCUUGAAUCACAUAACCACAACAUCCUAGAUGUUUCCAUGAAUAUGUUGACAACAUAGCAGGAAAAAAGAUUACAGUACUUGACUGAAAUUGCUGUAAUGUGUGAAAAGGUGGAAAAGGUCCAGUGGCAUUGCAGAGUCAUCUGAAAAAAUCCAGGUAGACUGCCUAACUUUGUGCAUGUCCACGACUACAGGAACACAAAGCUGGUGCAUUCCUCUGACAAUAGAAUGUAAACUAAAAAAUUUUAAAUAGAAUGGAAGAAAAUGAGAUUGAUGUUGCAUGCUGCUGGUGCUUCUUUAACUGGACUUUGAUAAAUAUAAGGCUCUAGGAUUUAUCAAUUAAGUGCAUAGUUCUACAGUACUUAUGAAUUUGAAUUUCUGCUGUAAAAUAUGAAUGCAUGUAUGUGUCGUUAUAUAUUUCUGUUUACGCAUAUCAGAUGUAAACAUUUUAGCAGUUUAGUUUACAGCUGGUUUAAGAGCGCUACAGUUUGGGUACCAGGAAUAGCCUGCGAUAAGUCUUAAUUAUCAAUCACAAAUUUACUAAUUAGUGUUUGGAUGCCAACUGUAAAAUGUAGCUUGCAGUGUCAUAAUUCAAACAAUUUGGACAGUAUUAUAUUUAUCAUAUAUAAAGUACUUAGCAUUGUU